AUUGGAAGGUUUAAAAAUCAAAGAUGCGUUGAUUAGUGCGAUUCUACGCUCAUGUCCAGAUAUACGUAUUCUCAUUCUUGAUCGAAGUGAUGGUUUCUCUAACAUACCAAUUAUAGAAAUUGCAAGAUAUUGCCCAAAGCUAUUACAUCUGAGUCUUAAUUCACGUAUAUGUCUCACUAAUCGAUGUAUCACUGAAAUUGCUCACUCAUGCCCAAAACUUAGACAUCUUGAGCUUGGUAAUUGUUCGAUUGGUAAUGAAACUAUCGAGGAAAUAGCCCGCAACUGUACUAAUUUGAAAUAUCUUAGUUUGAAGGGAUGUAGAAGGAUUAGUAAUGAAGUGGUAAAAAAACUUAAUUCAAAAAUUAAAAUCAAACAUCCAGAUUAUUCAGAUGAUUUACAUACUUCAAUUCCCACCAGCAUAAUAAUUGGAAACAGAUUUUAUUUCAUCAUUCAGUAA
Entrophospora candida is the source of this 457-nucleotide messenger RNA. Lineage: Eukaryota; Fungi; Glomeromycota; Glomeromycetes; Entrophosporales; Entrophosporaceae. The record is from the annotation of a GenBank genome assembly.